Rangifer tarandus platyrhynchus (Svalbard reindeer) is the source of this 561-nucleotide messenger RNA. The record is from the annotation of a GenBank genome assembly. NCBI's taxonomy places the organism in Eukaryota, Metazoa, Chordata, Mammalia, Artiodactyla, Cervidae.
AUGGGAGAAAAAAAGAGCCUCUCAUUUUCCAAUAAUUGCAAAGGCCAGGAAUGUGCCACAGUGGCACCGAGGACCACGUGGCGGGACGCCCUACAGUGGCGCACGCGCCUCCUCCCCCUGGUGCCAGGGGGGUGGUGGGAAGCCGACUGGGAGAUCGCUUCGGCCAUCUGCCCAGAACCCAGGAGCUGGAGCAUUUGUGCCUUCCUGCGAGGGAGAACUGUGUGUUUUUAUCUUUGUCAUCUUAAAGCGGGCCUCCCAGCCCCUAAAGGCAGCGCGCGCCCCGCGUGCUGCGCGGGAGCCCUAGCUGAGCGGAGCCUCCUGCCGCCCCAGGACUGGAAAGGCGCUUCUAAAAGGGGGCGUUCCGCUCGGUCCUCUGCGCCGCCGGCCUUUGUCUACGCUCGCCCCGCACGGGGGCUGAGGAAGGGGCUUUUUAAAUGGCUUCCCGGAAACAAAGGGGGCCCAGGCGCCCGGCUUCAUUACGGGCUCAUCGGCCACACCGGCCGGCCCGCCCCUCGCCCGCCCCACUGUGGCCACCAUCGGGCCCUGCCUCGCUCUCGCUAG